Rhopilema esculentum is the source of this 2273-nucleotide messenger RNA. NCBI's taxonomy places the organism in Eukaryota, Metazoa, Cnidaria, Scyphozoa, Rhizostomeae, Rhizostomatidae. The record is from RefSeq and is a predicted model, not a curated record.
UCUUAUUGCGCACAACGUGAAUUCAGCUUGAAAUUUUGAAUCCUGCUUUACGAAGUUUAUAGACGGUACAUCUCUCCUGCCUUACCAUCUCAAAAACAAAUUUAAGAUAUUUUCAAAGAAUUCUGUUAAAGUUAUUGGUAGCUGUUCAUUAAAGAUAUGGACCAAGGAUUACAAGAUCUUUGCAACCCGCAAGCACCACCACCAUACAGUCAGGAACAAGGAUAUUCUCAGGGCUUUGUGCAACAAGAAUACCCUCCUUCGCAAGAGUAUGGGCAGCAACUCACGCAUUACCCUUCAAGCAACGCACCAGGGUUUCCUCCAACCACCUAUCCAAGCACCAGUUUUCCUGAAGAGCAAGCUCCAUACAAGUAUUCACAGCGUUACCUGCCACUUUCGUCAAAUGUGGCCUCUAGUAACCAGACAACUGAUGUUGUUUCUCAACCUGGUAUGGCUACAGGGGCUCCGCAAGUGAUGGUUGCCCCACCAAACCACAUGGCAUUGUCUAUAAUUACUUGCUUCUGUUGUUGUUGGCCAGUCAGUCUUUUUGCCAUUAUCAAGUCAAAUGAGGUGGAUAAUGCCACAAGGCGUGGAGACCUGACUGCUGCAAAUGCCGCAUCUGCCAGAGCCAAAAAAUUGAAUAGGAUUAGCAUGAGCCUAGGUUUAUGCUUCUACAUUCUUCUUGUUGUUCUGGUCGUUAUGCGGGUCGCAAAGGAAAACGCAGCCUCCAGUAAUAGCUACUGAUUUCAAAAGGUCAAAGAAAGUGCUGAAGAAAAUUUCCUUUCUUUAGAAGUACAGUGAAUUGAAAAUGAUGGCAAAUGCUGAUACCUUUCUCAUUCUAACUCAUAACCAUGUAACAGUAUCUUAGAUUCUUCCAGGAUUCAUGAAAGAGCAAUGAGAACAGCUCAUGAUAAUAUAGAAUCAACUUUUGAACAACUUUAAUAAAGAAUAAAACAAUAGCUUCUCAUAAGAAAAAUUUACAAUAUCUUGCGAUAGAAAUUUAAAAGACAUUUAACGGUUUAAAUCAACCUUUUAUGGAUGAAAUAUUUUCCAUAAAUGAAUGCCCAUAUUACUUAAGAAACUACCAAUUCAUAACAGCUUGAGUGUGCAUAGCUGGAAAUUGUACCAACUUUAAAUAUAAAAAAGAAAAAAAUCUAAAAUGGACAAAAGAAGCACAGGUUUUAAAAUGCUUUAUUUUUGCACUACAACAAUUUCCAUACAAAAAUAUAGGCUGGAACUUUCGAUAGAGUUCCUCAAGUUGUUGUUUUGAUAGCCAUCCGGCCUCUAAGAAUUUCGAGGAGUGGGCCCUUUAUGAAGCAAAAAUUUUAAAAUUUAAGCAUAACUCUAUAGCCAUAUGAAAAAAGACCAUACCUACAUUUUAUGCCUGCAAUUUGAUUGCCAGUAAUAUUCUAGAUUAUUUGUGUUUGUAAUGUAGUAUGACAGAUAUCUCAACUAUUCGUUUGAAAUCAAAUCAAAUCAAAUCAAAUCAAAUCAAAUCAAAUCAAAUCAAAUCAAAUCAAAUCAAACCAGUAAAACAGUAAUUAAUCCAUAAUAACAACGAUUUAAACUAUAUAAAAUUGAAUUAUAAGAUGUUAUUGAAACAAACGUUGUUCUGUUAAGAAAAUUAAUAUCAUAUUGUAUGAUUUUCUCAUUCUAUUAUUGCUAGUAUAAUUUGUUAGUAUAAUUUUCUUUGAUUUAUUCAAUUUUUAGAUUUAUUCACUGUGUUGAAUUUUCAUACAUUUAUCAUGCAUUAAGCUUUUCUUCGAAAGUGAAAUUUUGAAGUCGUACGCAAAGCUUGCCUAUUCGAAACGCUGUCUUGUUAAUUUCUCUUGGCCUGCACAAAAUGAAGACCUCUCAAUAAUUUACGAUGAACCCUACAAGUUUUUAAAAAGCUAUACAUUAAAAUUUUUAUAAAAGCAACAAAAACUUCAUUUUUUAUUUCUAUAAAUGAUGCUUGAAUCCCAGGGGCAUCGAGAGGAGGGUUAGAAGGGGCAAAAUGUCCCGGCCCGUGCUUCGAUGUGGCCCAUAAAAAAGUAAACAGAUCUAUUUAUAAUGCUAAAAAGUUACUUUUUUAGCUACUCAUACGGAAUCAACGCCUGUAUUUAUCGCAGAGAAAAACUAUACCAUGUUGUCCUUGAUUCAUGGUGUUUUUUGCAUAAUUUUGCAUAAUAAGGAUUUGCAUCAAAUCCUUAAAAAACCUUUUCAACAAUUGUAGCUAAAAUGGGCGUUUCUCUAGUUCUCCGGGAACUGAAGGGCGUGGGCACAAGUUUUUUAGG